Molecule: messenger RNA, 1472 nt
Organism: Brachypodium distachyon (stiff brome)
Lineage: Eukaryota; Viridiplantae; Streptophyta; Magnoliopsida; Poales; Poaceae
Exons: 4
Coding region: 5-1225 (406 amino acids)
Source: RefSeq, a predicted model, not a curated record
CAAGAUGCACAGCUGGUUUGGUGCUGUUCAUGUUCAACGUUGCCGCCGGCUGCCACUCGAUCCCGCCCCGCGUGUGAUUUUUCUAUUGCUCCCAAAAGUCGCUCAUCCCAGCCGGCGCCUCGAUUCGCCCGUUAGUUCCCCUCGGGUCUCCUCCGCCUCCGCCUCCGCCUCCGCUGCCCCCACCCACCAGCCUCCAGAUCUCCGGGGCCCGGUUCGGCCUCGCGCGGGCGCGGUCAUGCGGCGGGGCUGGGCGCUCCUCCUCCUUCUCGCCUUAUCGGUCGUCGCCGUCGUCGCCGCGUCUGAGGAUGGUACAGAUAUCCUACCGGGAGGGACCAGUAACGGUACCGCUAUAGCAGAUUCAGGUGUGGGUGAAAUAGGACAAAGUGGCGAGACAAAUCCUAAGACACAGCACGGAGCGCAUGAGGAGGUGGGAUCCAAGAACAUAAUUGCCGAGAACAAUGGGAUGGAUAUCUCCGUAGGAGGAACUAGCACGGGAGGAGACGAGACAGUGCAGAAGCCAGAUGGCAAAGAUAGCAGCAUAGCAAAAUCCUUGACAGGCUUUUUGCAGGAUCCUCUUGUCAAGGAGUGUGAUCCAUCUCAUAGAUGUCUCAUUGAAAGCAAGAAGUUCAUCGCCUGCUUGAAAGUUCCUGGAGAAGAUUCGUUAGCCCUAUCACUCUUGAUGGACAACAAAGGCAUGGACUUACUUGAGGUUAGCAUCACAGCCCCAGAAUAUGUCACCGUAGCCGAAGAGAUAGUCCAUGUUGCAGCAAACAAUCACAAUGAGACACAGGUGACUGUCUCUGUCAGUGAUGCCGUGAAUGACACAAGGAUAGUUCUCAAAGUGGCAGAAGAAACAUGCACUAUUAAUCUUCAUACUGCAGUUGCAGUCACAAGGAACACAGGACGAGUGAUUCCAAUGCGGCUAACUUCGACCUACGUGCUGGUGCCUGUAUUUGUUCUUCUUGGACUGGCGGGAAUAUGCAUCAAACUUCGAAGGGCACGUAAGCAAGACGGCGGAUCAGCAUACCAGAAGCUCGACGCCGCAGAGCUACCGGUUUCCAUCGGAGGAAAGAAAGAAGCCGAUCAACCUGAUCAGUGGGAUGACAACUGGGGAGACGAUUGGGGCGAUGAGGAGGCACCAUCGACGCCAUCCAAUCCUACGUUGUACCCAUCAUCGAAAGGCCUAGCUUCAAGGAGAUCGACGAAGGAUGGCUGGAAAGAUUAAGGGUUAGCAAACAAAGCUUCUAUGAAUAGAUUAUCGAUGAGAUAGUUCUGAUGACUAUAUUAUUUUGACUUCUUUUAAUAGGAAAUUUUGCUGUUCUAGCUCUUUGGAUAGGUUUCAGGAGGAUCAGGGAAUGUAAUUCACUGAUCAACCACUAGAAACAUGGAUGCUCUUGUGCUAAUUUAAGUUACUCGUGAAUGAAUGCAUUCUUUUACUAUGUACAAAACCGAUUUUGAACUAUACUUUUUUU